AAAAAUCAAAACACCACCGCACAAAACAAAAACACAGCUGGUCGAUUUAUUGAGGAGCCGGGUCGUCCUAAGAAUGCCUGGUGGCCUCUAAUUGCGGCUUGGUGGGAAUGGAAAGCUCGAAGCUUGGCGGCUCGAAAGUGAUUUGCGAAGUCGAAUGCUGUAAGGAUUGGAUUAGAUGGGUGUCCAUAUGGUAGCACGAAAUUGAUAUUGUGGCUGAAACAUUUUCCUGGGUAAUUAGUUUAUUCAACUAUAUAAUUGUCUGUGGUUCUGUAUCAUUCUAUAUAGAGAGAGAGAAAAAACAGGAGCGAGAUAUUUGGCGGGGUGUGUGAGGUGUCACGCGUCUGCUAUUUUGAUAAUUAGUCGGCGUUUCUGUUCAGAUAUUGGGUAAUUUCUUUUCGUCGUAGAGAUUUGAAAGGUUCUUCAAUCUUUUGAUCAAUGGAAAUGAAGACAGAGAAGUGAAAUCUCUUCUGGGUUGGCUGUAGAUCCCUGUGGUUGCUGGCAGUUUUUUCCAACUUGCAUGGCUAUUGGCAUUGUUGGAGGGCUUUGAAGAUUAAGCUUGAGAACUAUGGAAGGUCUUUGUGAAACAAGGCUGAGCAAUGGAGCGGCCAAUCACAACCUUCAGAUUAUUAGGUACCAACCCUACAUGAAACUAUCAUCACCUUGGUUUGAUUUGAGAGUCUUCUACGUGAGGAUCAGCAAUUUGCUUGUGGAUGAAUCAACCCCUGAGUUCUUCACUCUAAACCAUAUCCCUCUAAGCCCUGACACCCUUUUGGAAGUCAAUGGUGCUAGAAGUGGCAGUUACUCUGAUGGGGUCACUUCCCUUCUUAGAAGGGAUCGUGCAGAUAAGAAAUCUGAAGAAGCCACGUUUGUCGGCACAGACAGUAUAAGGUUGACAGGGAGUGUAAAGUUUGAGGUUUUGGACAAAGAAGAUCUCAUUCUCUCUGGGGUUUUGGAGAUGCCUAAAAGCAAUGGUUUCAUUGGGGAAUCAAAAAACAAUAACACCAAACGGUGGAACAUGAAUUGUGAAUCAGCGAUCACCGCUGGCACUGGAUUCUUAAAGGGAAAACAUCUUGGUGGCCCCGAAUUUCCGACACCAACAAUUGAGGUUUAUGUCGCAGGUUCCUUCUCUGGAACACCGAUCAUCUUAACCAAGACUUUACAGCUUGGUUUUCGGAAGAAGCACAACCGGAAGGGCAUGUUGGAUGCAAUUCCGGAGUAUGAGACAACUGAAUCCCAGAAAGAUGUGUGUCCUGAAGACCUACAGUCUUUUGAAUUGCAGGUGCCAGAAUACAGAACCUACAAACCAGAAAAUGAAGACGAGUACAAUGACAUGUACAUGAGGAGGAUGGAAUACAUAGAUGGUGAAGAUGGUGAAUUGUCCUGGUUCAAUGCUGGUGUGAGGGUUGGUGUUGGGAUCGGGCUAGGCAUUUGCCUUGGAGUCGGUAUAGGAGUCGGGUUGCUAGUCCGCACUUACCAAUCGACUACGCGUAGCUUCAAAAGGCGGCUCAUCUGAUUGCCUUCAUUAGAACUUCGAAGCAAUAGGUUCCCUCAAAUCCAAAGGCUAACUUAAUCAUUUUUCUCCAACGUUCAUGCUUGUUUGCCAUGCAUCUUUCAUUGCAGGUUUUGAGUUCUCUAUGUAGCUAAGGCAUCUUUGUUCACUAUGCGUGAUUUUGCCCCCAUAAAAUUCUAUGAAAUGUUUGUUUAUAAGCGUAUGAAUAGAUAACUAGUUCCUGAAAAGGGGAAGGGAUGAAAGUUGUUAUAUAGUUCAUGAAGCUGUACAUGUAACGUGUUGAAGCUUGUGGGACUAGUGUUUUUCUGUAAAUAAAUUUGUCUUUGGGAAGUGAAGCAUCCUCUUUCAAAAAUGUUAAUGAUACUGGCAUGGACAUGGA
Corylus avellana is the source of this 1889-nucleotide messenger RNA. RefSeq names its product Erythronate-4-phosphate dehydrogenase family protein. Lineage: Eukaryota; Viridiplantae; Streptophyta; Magnoliopsida; Fagales; Betulaceae. The record is from RefSeq and is a predicted model, not a curated record. Gene Ontology annotation, molecular function: phosphoglycerate dehydrogenase activity.